Closterium sp. Naga37s-1 is the source of this 1197-nucleotide messenger RNA. NCBI's taxonomy places the organism in Eukaryota, Viridiplantae, Streptophyta, Zygnematophyceae, Desmidiales, Closteriaceae. The record is from the annotation of a GenBank genome assembly.
AUGAGCUCCGUGCGUUGCAUUCCCCCGCCGCUCUUCCCUCCUUCCCGGCCCUCACCUCCGCUUCUUCCCCCUUCCCCCGCAUCUCCUGUCCCCGUCCCCCACUUCCCUGUCCCCUUCCCCCGCAUCCCCUGCCCCCUUCCCUCGCAUCCGUCGCCCCCUUCCCCGCAUCCCCUGCCCCUUUCCCCCGCAUCCCCUGCCCCCUUCCCCCGCAUCCCCUGCCCCUUUCCCCCGCAUCCCCUGCCCCAUUCCCCCGCUUCCCUUAGCCCCCCUCCCCCGCUUCCCCUACCCCCUUCCCCCGCUUCCCCUGCCCCCUUCCCCCGCACCCCCUUCCCUAUUCUGCUGAAGGCACACGAUCUGAUGUACCUGAAUUGCCGUUUCAAGUACUUGUUUGACUUCCACGAAGCGUUCAAUGAGUCUCAACAAGCGCGCACAGACUUUCAACUCACCUUGUACCCUAUCCACUCGCUCUUGUCGGCAGGGAAACGACGCAAGGUGCUUAACGAUGCGAGAACGGUGCAGAAAUACCGGAAGAUGAUUGGGCGGGAGAAGAAGGCGUCAGGGCCCGACCAGACGAACGGAUUGGUGGGGGGUUAUGGGAGGACGGAAGAGGAGGGAGAAGAGGGGGAAGGGGAAGAGGAGGAAGUGGAGGAGGAAGAGGAAGUAGAGGGGGAGGAUGGGGAAGAGGAGAAAGAGGAAGAGGAGGAAGAGGAAGCGGGUCAGGAUGACGUUUCUAGUGAUGAAGAGGAGGAGGGGGGAGCAGGGCUAGAGGACCAAGAUAUUGGUGGCCUGGGAACGCGAAAGAAUGGGGAGGAGGGCGCACAGGAGUGGGAGAGGGGCGGUGUGAGCAAGGGAAGAGGACGAAGCCGGGGACCGGGAGGCGGGAGAGGAGGGGUAGUGGGUGGAAAUGUGAGGGGUGCUGAGGGUGGGAGAGGAGAAGGAGAGGGUGUGAGGCAGAGGCCGUUAAAUCAGUUGGAAAGGAUAUGGAAGAAGCGAGAGGAGGAGGCUGCAAGGCAGGCGGCAGCGAGGGAAGCGAAGAGGAGAGAGGUGGAAGAGGGGAGGAGGAAGAGGGAGGAGGUGGAGAGGCGGAGGAGGGAGUUGAGAGGGCAGAUGAGGAAGAGGACGAAGAGCGGGCAGGUGGUGAUGAAAGUGAGGAUGGAGCAUCUGCUGGAGUCGAUCCAACGCAGUCAGGGGAAAUAG